This is a messenger RNA of Anthonomus grandis grandis, 1009 nucleotides long. Its product is annotated as chromobox protein homolog 1-like. Gene Ontology annotation, molecular function: chromatin binding. Gene Ontology annotation, cellular component: pericentric heterochromatin; nucleus. Gene Ontology annotation, biological process: negative regulation of transcription by RNA polymerase II; chromatin organization. NCBI's taxonomy places the organism in Eukaryota, Metazoa, Arthropoda, Insecta, Coleoptera, Curculionidae. The record is from RefSeq and is a predicted model, not a curated record. The transcript is spliced from 4 exons. The coding region runs from base 167 to 709 and encodes 180 amino acids.
UUGUUUGGGAAUUGUUUGGAGUCGGGUUUCGGCUUAUUUAUUGAUUUAUUGCUUUGAAGAAAAAACUUUUCAAUUGGAAAUAUUCUAUCUUUGAUUUAUUUGACUGCUUAUUCUCAUUCUUUGGUAGACAUUUCACCCUUGGUCCUUUGGACAUUCUAUAACUGAAAUGAGUAAAAGAAACAGCCCAGUUCCUCCAGCAGAAGUCGAGGCUCCAGUAACUGAAGAAUAUGUUGUUGAAAAGAUAAUUGAUAGCAGAAUAAAUGAGAAAGGAGUAAAAGAGUACUUUUUAAAGUGGAUUGGCUAUGAUGAUAAAGAUAAUACUUGGGAACCAGAAGAGAACUUAGAUUGUCCCGGAUUGAUAGCAGCAUUUGAAGCAGAUAGAGCAAAAAAGAAGGAAUCAGAAUCAAAAAAACGGAAAUUGAGCACAGGUGCACAGGAAAAGGAAAAUAAAAUCAUGAAACCUAAGAAAAUAGAAGAAAAAAAAUGUCUUGGAUUUGACAGGGGCUUAGAACCAGAUACUAUUAUUGGUGCCACAGACAGUCCUGGUCAGUUAAUGUUCCUGAUGAAAUGGCACGGAACGGACGAGGCCGAUUUGGUACCCGCCAAACAGGCAAACCUAAAAUGCCCCCAAAUCGUCAUUAAGUUUUACGAGGGCCGUCUCAGAUGGCACCCCCCUGCACAAGCCACUGGCGAAAAUAAAGAAAAUUAAAAUUACUACAUUAUCUCACUUUCAUACUUGAGUUUUCCAUUUAUUAAACGGCAUCGAAACGAGUAAAACAUUUUUCUUCGAUGCCGUCGAUUUUAAAGUUCGAUUAUGAAAACUACAUUCAGUGUAUCAUAUUUAUAAAACUAUUGAUUUGACAAAUCUGGAGUUGAUAAGUCAAAAGUUUACUUUUCUAUUAGUUAAAAGUUGUGUAGAUUUUUUUUUGUUUGGUAGAAAGGCACAUUUUUUAAUGACUUAUGACAUACAGUACAGUCCAAUAGUUGCAGAAUAAAUGUUAUAUAUAUA